Colletotrichum chrysophilum is the source of this 4143-nucleotide messenger RNA. RefSeq lists its product as uncharacterized. The transcript is spliced from 9 exons. The record is from RefSeq and is a predicted model, not a curated record. Gene Ontology annotation, cellular component: membrane. Gene Ontology annotation, molecular function: phosphate transmembrane transporter activity. Gene Ontology annotation, biological process: monoatomic anion transmembrane transport; polyphosphate metabolic process; phosphate ion transport. Bases 1 to 4143 code for a protein of 1380 amino acids. NCBI's taxonomy places the organism in Eukaryota, Fungi, Ascomycota, Sordariomycetes, Glomerellales, Glomerellaceae.
AUGCUUACCAACAACAGGGCGGCAGAUGGGGAUGAUGGGAUCCGGUUGUUGGAUGAGAAGGACUUUAGCACCGCCAUCAUCGAAACCUCAGAAUGGCUUCCAUCGGAUGACAGGCGUUCCGACGAAGCUACCCGCUUUCUGGACCCUGAGAAGGCGGACGUUGACGCCGCCGGCGCCGAUCACCACCCCGCGCCAGAAGCUUCGCCGUCCGAAUUAGACGGCCGCGAACCAUUCGAUCCCAUCUUGUGGUCCGCUAGGAAGCGGUGGACUCACAUCUUAGUGGUCGCCUUCAUUACAUGCGUCACUCCCUUAGCCUCCGCCGUGUACACGCCGGCGUUAGACCAGGUGAUCCGCGACUUCGGUAUCGAAGACGACCCCUCACUGGCGCACCUGACGGUUUCGGCGUACGUGCUGGGGUUCUCAGCCGGGCCGCUGCUGAUCGCGCCGUUGUCCGAGGUGUUUGGUAAGAGGCCAGUGUACCAGGUCAGCAAUGUGCUUCUUCUCCUCUGUAAUCUGGGCUGCAUGGUCGCGCCGUCGGCGGAGUGGCUCGUCUUCUUCCGGUUCCUGGCGGGGUGCGCCGGGGCGAGCCCGAUCACGCAGGGCUCCGGGACGGCGACGGACGUGAUGCUGAAGCAUGAGCGGGCGCGGGCGUUGUCGGUGAUGGCGUUCGGGAGCGUCUGCAGUCCUGCGGUCGGGUCUGCGCUCGGAGGCGGGAUCGCGCAGGUUUGGGGCUGGAGGGGGUGCUUUGGCUUCCUGGUUUUUAUGUGUUUGAUGAGUACCAUCCUCACGCAGGUGUUCAUGCGCGAGACGUACUUGCCGGUGCUUCGGCGCAAGUACGCCGCAAUGGGCAUUGUUGGUAACGUUGACGGUGAGGUGGACGAGAGCAAGACCGUUGCACCCAAGCCGUUGCGGUCGCUGCUCUACAAGGCGGCGAUCCGGCCUUUGACCUUAGCCUUCGAGCCUAGUAUCUUGCCAGCCAUCAUGGUUACAUCGUUCUUCUACGGCCUCCAGGUUUGGCUGUACAUCGAUGUGCCGAUGACUUACAAGACGGUAUAUGACUUCAACACCGCCGAGGCCGGUCUGGCAUUUGCCGGCAUGGGCGUCGGCAUGUUCACCGGACUCCUCAUCUUCGGCUUUCUGAGCGAUGUCGUGGUUUCGAGACUUGCGCGCGGCGGUGAUAGGCUUCCAGAGCACCGUCUCCCGCUGCUGAGUGCCGCUGCUCUCCUGGUUGUGGCUGGCAUGAUUAUAUUUAACAUGACUGCUCGGCCGGGCGUGUCCUACUUGGUGCCCUUGUUGGGCGACUACAUCAUCGGCAGCGGGCUGUUUGCCAUCACUAUGACAUCGGCCGUAUACAUCAUUGACCUUUCACCCCAGCAUGCGGUGGCCACCAGCGCCUCGCUUGCUCUUCUGAGAUACCCCUCCGGCGCAUUGUUUCCGCUGGCGGAGCAAGCUUUGGAAAAUUUGACCAGCAACAGCACCGCAAACACCGCCGUUGCGGACACCCAGAGCUUCGAGCUCGACGACUACAAGCCCAUUGCCGAGCGCAAGACCGCCGACGACCGAGCCGCCCGGCGCGAACAGAAGAGACUUUGGAAGAAGCAGUGGCUCGAGCAGCAGGACGACAUGAAGUUCUCCCACAGCAUCCAGUUUAAUGCUGUUCCGGACUGGAGCAGUCAUUACAUUGCCUACAGCAACCUCAAGAAGCUGAUCUACCAGCUCGAGAAGACCGUCCACCAGACGAGCGCAGGCGAUGCCGAAUCGAGACCUCUCAUCCGAAAUGAGGAGCCGGAAGAUGUCUUCAGCCGCGCACUCGGCGUAGAGCUGGAGAAGAUUUGCUCCUUUUACGUGGCCAAGGAGGGCGAGCUCUUGGAUGAGGUCAACCAGCUGCUUGGCGACGUCGGCAACUUCUCUUCGGAAGAUGAGGAGGAGAACGGCGGGCCUAGGCGGUCGUUCGGCAGCGGACACCGACCGGGCAUGUCGGGGACCAACGGCAGAAGAUCCGAGUCGAUCGAUGGCAACAUGGACGACAGCGAUGACGAUGAGGACGACGACGAGACCACCGGUCUGACAAAGAGCCGGUCCAGUCUUGGUGGAGGCAGACGCAAGACAGCUCCCAACCUCGGCCACUCCACGACUGAGCUGACGGCGUCGACCGAGCUGACGCUGGGAAGAUCAUUACGACGUUACAGCACCACGCAGGACGAGAUUCCGGACCAGUCCUUCCUCUAUUCGUCGAGCAUCAUGCUCAAGAAGCGUAUCAUCAGCCUCUAUGUCCAGCUCUGUGAGUUUAAGUCGUACGUGCAGCUCAACAGAACGGGUUUCCGCAAGGUGUUGAAGAAAUUCGACAAGAUCGUGGACAGGGAGCUGCGCCCCAAGUACAUGAGCACCCACGUCGAUUCCGCCUACCCCUUCAAGGUGGAGAGCAUCAAGACGAUCGAAGAGAACAUUUCCAAGAUGGAAAAGGCAUACGCUGAGGUUGUCACCAAUGGCGACGAGAACCUCGCCAAGAGAGAUCUGCGGUCUCACCUCCGCGAACAUGUCGUCUGGGAGCGAAACACUGUCUGGAGAGACAUGAUCGGUAUGGAGCGCCGUGCUGAAGCUGCCAGCUUGGGCAGAACCCUGCUGGCUAGAGACGGUUUGUCCGGCGCUCGACGACUUCAAGGAGAUGACGAGCUCGCCCCCGUCACAAAGGAGGUGGUUACUCCCGUGGGACGCUUCGUCGUCCCGACCUGGGUGGCCAGCACGCCCUUGCUUACCCUUCUGAUUGCGUUUGUCAUCUUCUUCCUGCUCCUCUUCAUUCCCAUCAUGGAGAAGCCUGAGCAGCAAAACUGUUUGGCACUGAUUGUGUUCGUCAGCAUCUUGUGGGCUACGGAGGCCAUUCCAUUAUUCGUGACUUCACUGAUGAUCCCCUUCCUCUGCGUUGUCUUGACUGUCGUUCGCUCAGAGGACAAGCCGCAUAGGAGGCUUGAUUCCAAGGCUGCUACCUCGUACAUCUUCUCGGCCAUGUGGACACCCGUCAUCAUGCUUCUCCUGGGUGGUUUCACCUUGGCGGCUGCAUUGUCUAAGUGCAAGAUUGACAAGCGACUUGCCACGUUUGUUCUGAGCAAGGCGGGAACCACCCCCCGGACGGUUCUCAUCGCCAACAUGCUGGUCGCCGCUUUCGCGAGUAUGCUGAUUAGCAAUGUUGCUGCUCCUGUCCUUUGCUUCUCCAUUAUCGAGCCAAUGCUGCGCACAUUGCCUUCUGAGUCCAACAUGUCCAAGGCGGUCAUCAUGGGUAUUGCACUUGCCUCCAACAUUGGUGGCAUGCUGUCGCCCAUCGCAUCGCCGCAGAACGUGGUUGCUGUUGGAAUCAUGAAGCCGGCGCCUACCUGGAUCCAGUGGUUUUUCAUUGUCAUUCCCGUUGGCGUUGUCUCGCUGCUCGUGAUCUGGGUUCUGCUUCUCAUCACUUUCCAGCCAAGCAAGGGAACCACAAUUGCCCCCAUUCGUCCUGUGAAGGAGAAGUUCACCGGCAUUCAGUACUUUGUCUCCAUCGUAACGAUUGUCACAAUCGGUCUGUGGUGCGCCAGCCAUCAGUUGGAAGGCGUCUUCGGAGACAUGGGUGUCAUUGCCAUCAUCCCCAUCGUCCUGUUCUUUGGUAUUGGUAUUCUGACCAAGGAAGACUUCAACAACUUCCCGUGGACCAUCAUUAUCCUGGCUGCUGGAGGCUUGGCUCUGGGCAAGGCGGUCAAGUCAUCUGGCCUGCUGCACACCAUCGCCGGCGUGGUGACCAAGGAGGUCGAGGGCAUGAGCCUCUACGGAGUUCUUGUUGUGUUCUCGUCCCUGAUUCUCAUCAUUGCCACGUUUAUCAGCCACACGGUCGCGGCUCUGAUCAUCUUGCCUCUGGUGUUCGAUGUCGGCAGCAACAUGGACGAGCCUCACCCCAACCUGCUCGUCAUGGGUGGUGUACUAAUGUGCAGUGCCGCUAUGGGAUUGCCUACCAGUGGAUUCCCCAACAUGACUGCCAUCAUGAAGGAAGACCCGACCGGCCAGAGAUAUCUCCAAGUGAAGCACUUCAUCAGCAGAGGUGUUCCCAGCAGUAUCCUCACACUGGCUGUCGUUGUGACCCUUGGAUACGGGCUGAUGAGGGUCGCUGGACUAGACUAA